AUGCGGCAGUGCGUGCGGCGGCGGCUGGGGGCCGGGCCCGCCCGCGUGCAGACUCUGAUUGGCUGGCUGGCGGUGAGGACGGUUGGCAAGCUGGGCUUGCGUGAGGGCGGAAGUGCUGGGUUUACGGACGCUUUAGUAAGGGCGGAAGUGAAGGCCUCAGCGGAAGUUGCGCCAGUAAAGGUGGAAGUAGUGUCUCCCGCGCGGGAUCUGGGGUUAUCCCCAGCUGGGCUGCUGGCGGCCCGGUCUGCUGCAAUGGAACUCAGCGCCGAGUACCUCCGGGAAAAGCUGCAGAGGAACCUGGAGGCAGAGCACGUGGAAGUGGAGGACACGACUCCCAACCGUUGCGCGUCCAGCUUCCGAGUCCUGGUGGUGUCGGCCAAGUUCGAGGGGAAGCCGCUGCUUCAGAGACACCGGCUGGUGAACUCGUGCCUAGCAGAAGAGCUCCCGCAUAUCCAUGCCUUUGAACAGAAAACGCUGACCCCAGAGCAGUGGGCCCGUGAGCGGCAGAAAUAAAGGACCAGGACCUGCACAGCCAUUAAAUUAUUAAUCAGGGCCA
Miniopterus natalensis is the source of this 556-nucleotide messenger RNA. RefSeq names its product bolA family member 2B (gene BOLA2B). Gene Ontology annotation, cellular component: cytosol; nucleus. Lineage: Eukaryota; Metazoa; Chordata; Mammalia; Chiroptera; Miniopteridae. Gene Ontology annotation, molecular function: 2 iron, 2 sulfur cluster binding. Gene Ontology annotation, biological process: protein maturation; intracellular iron ion homeostasis. The record is from RefSeq and is a predicted model, not a curated record.